This is a messenger RNA of Pseudophryne corroboree (corroboree frog), 1862 nucleotides long. RefSeq names its product zona pellucida sperm-binding protein 4-like. The coding region runs from base 27 to 1841 and encodes 604 amino acids. Gene Ontology annotation, biological process: prevention of polyspermy; binding of sperm to zona pellucida. The record is from RefSeq and is a predicted model, not a curated record. Gene Ontology annotation, molecular function: acrosin binding; structural constituent of egg coat. The transcript has 13 exons. NCBI's taxonomy places the organism in Eukaryota, Metazoa, Chordata, Amphibia, Anura, Myobatrachidae. Gene Ontology annotation, cellular component: egg coat.
CUGCAGUAUUGAGAGCUACAGGCAGGAUGGGGAUCUCCAGGAGCUGGUUGGGGUGUGCAGUAUUGGGAGCUGCAGGCAGGAUGGUGGUCUCUAGGGGCUGGUUGGGGUGUGUAGUAUUGCUGUGGAGCUGUAGCUUAGUGUCUGGUACUGAGGAGUUUUUAGAAGAUGUGUCUGAUCUGCAUUGUGGCUCCAGUAAGAUGCGUCUCUCUCUGCCCUCUGUGCCCCUGGAUUUUGCUUCUGCCUUCACAGUAUUGGAUUAUGCAGGAAAGCCUCACAGGCUCCAGAAUGACUCUACUUGCGGGCUCUCGGUAGGACAGAAACCAGAUGGCUCAAUGAUCAUUGGUGCUGCCUAUGACGGGUGCUUUGUAAGAGAGGAGAAUGGAGGCCAUGUGAUGACGCUCAUUGCAGAACAAAUUGCCAAUGGCCAAGUGGAACAUCAUAAAAGAGACAUCCGGUGCCCGCUCCUGCCAGCUAUGGAUGCUCCCAGCCCCAGUGACUGUGCUGCUGUCCAGAGUGGUGACCGCUUGCCUUGUGCCAAUUCCUCUGUGACCAGGGUGGUCUGUGAAGGAUUAGACUGCUGCUUCUCAACCAGUGACCCCUCCCUUCCCUGUUACUAUGGGAACAAAGUGACUGCACAGUGUACAGAUGACGGCCAGGUUCUGAUUGCUAUCUCUAAGGAUGUGACUACACCAUCGCUGAUCUUGGAUUCAGUCGGCAUCUUCAAUGUGGACUCUACCUCUUGCCCCAUGCUGAGUGUCUUAAAGAGUUCAUCUUUCAUACUGUUCCAGUUCCCCCUGUCUUGUGGAGGAGCCAGCCAGAUAUCUGAUACCACUGCAUUGUAUGAGAACACUGUUUAUGCCACUAAGGACAUCAGGACAUGGCAAGGGUCUUCUAUCACAAGAGACAGCACACUGAGGCUGACAAUCCGCUGCAUCUACUCUCGGACUGGUGUACUCCCAAUGCAAGCUGAGGUGCUCACCCUACCCCCACCACUCCCUGUGUCCACCUCAGGCCCUCUGCUCAUGCAGAUGAGGAUAGCUCAAGACGUGCAAUAUGCUUCCUACUACUUGGAUACAGACUACCCUGUGGUCAAAAUGCUUAGAGACCCAGUCUCCUUGGAGGUCCGAAUACUACAAAGAACAGACCCAAACCUGUUCCUGAUAUUAAAUGACUGCUGGGCCACACCUUCUACAGACCCUACCCAACAAGUCCAAUGGCCCAUUCUUGUGGCUGGAUGCCCAUUUACUGGGGACAACUACCUGACACAGCUGGUUCCACUUGGCACAUCCACACAGAGCAUUCCAUUCCCAACCCACUACCAGCGCUUCGUUGUCAGCACCUUCACCUUCGUAGAUCAGGGUUCCCAGCUUGCCCUUGAUGGACUGGUAUACUUCCACUGCAGUGCUUCCGUGUGUGUUCCAUCUGCUGCAGAUUCCUGCACAACGUCAUGCGGCCAAAGGAAAAAACGAGCGGCCAAGGAGCCAGUGCUGGAGAUCACAAUAAGCAAAGGCCCAGUUGACUUCAUUAAUAGUCCAUCAAAUAGUAAAGAUGUGAUGUCUACUAAAGAUGUGUCUCAUUUUGAAAUGUUAAAUGGAACCUCUGAGUUGGAUUUCAUUGGCGCUGAAAAGGAUGACCCCAUGAAUGCAGAUGGAGACUUGGAUAAUGUUGACAAGACUCUACCCAUAAGAGUGAAAGGUACCUCUGACCCCAAAUCAUCUGUCCUGACGUGGCUGAGGGGAGCAGCUGCUGGAGGAGGCAUCUUGGUCUUGCUAGUGACUAUAUUGGGUGUCCGAUGUCAUCACAGGAGACAGAGCCCCACAAUGCACACUGUAAAUAUAUGAAUAAAGCUGAUCUCAAAAUAA